Messenger RNA from Cucurbitaria berberidis CBS 394.84, 1609 nucleotides. RefSeq lists its product as uncharacterized. The transcript has 7 exons. The record is from RefSeq and is a predicted model, not a curated record. NCBI's taxonomy places the organism in Eukaryota, Fungi, Ascomycota, Dothideomycetes, Pleosporales, Cucurbitariaceae. The coding region runs from base 203 to 1573 and encodes 456 amino acids.
UGGUGAUACCCCGAGAAGCUCGAGCAAUGUCUUUCAUGUUAUUUCGACGAAUGAUCUCGCCCUGUCCCUGCCUCAGCCCUGCCUCAGCAGGCUGCACUCUGGACUUUCUUUUGCCUGCUUGUGGCAGUGCAAUCUGCAUAUAGCUGAAAAGAUUCCGCGAUAAUGAAACUGCGUUUUCAAACCUUGCGAUUUUCUUAUAGUCAUGAGCUUACCAAACAACGCCUUAAACGGUCAUGUCACUGUGACCAAGGAGUUGGCUGAAUAUUACGACAGAUCGAUGGAUGACUUCACGGAUAUAAAGGAUGUAACCUACAUCGAAAUAACAUCACACAAUAAUACCAAUGCUGUUUUAAACGAAGUGCCACCGCCUGUCGACAUUGGGGACUGGUUCAACUCUGGUAAUCAAACGGGAGCCCAUCGGCCCGAUCAAACUCAUCCCAAAUCGCUCAGAAUGCUCCGACUGUUAAUAUGUCCAAUGAAUAGCGACAUCGUCCCAUCCCACCCCUUUCAAAGUACAGCUUUUCGGUCUCUAGCUGCAGUGCUAAGACUGGAAGAGGACUAUCUUCAAUCUGAAACGCUUCAGACGCCUCCAAUAGCAUUCGAAGUGCCACUAGAGGACUCUCACUUUGGCUUCGUAAUGAAAGCACCAAAAUGGGAUGAUGAUGCAACUGACUUUAGUUUAUCAUGCGUUUUCGACUCAGAUACUAUGUGCAGCGGCUGCAUUCUACGGAUAUUGACCAAAGAAGACCUACAUGUAUUCAAGAGACGGCUCAGUGAAAUGGUGGAAUUUGCGUGGUACCCGUACUUUCUCCCAAUGAUCCUCACUGAGAUGCGGCUCCAACACCUGCCUGGUCGCAUGCGAAGGAUUCGUCGUUUUCUCUACCGAGUUGAAAAGACAACUGGCACCCAUCAAAACUAUCGGCAGCGGCUGGGCUUGACUACUGUAAAGGGAAAAAGUGUUUCUGAGACGUGGAAUGAUCCCGACUUCGAAGCUGCUCCUGGAGAGUUGACAUCCAUCGCCUCGGACUGCGCAUAUUACGAGUCCCACUGUCGGACCCGCCAAAACUUUCUCGCAUUCAUUAACUCAAUGCACGAAAAGCUAGUAAGUGCGAGGGCUGUUCCGUCGCAAGAGUUGGCGAUCAGGAUGUUUGGGCAGAAGAUGCAGUUUAUGAAAAUGUGGGCGACGGCAGUCGAGAAUAGGAGUGCAUACCUAGGGAAGCGGGCAGAGAUUCAACUACAAAUGUGCAACAGCCUCAUGUCCCAACGUGACAAUGCUCUGAACAAGAAAACAGCAGAGACAUCUCUCACUAUCAGCCGCUUUAGUCAGAUGGACAGCACCAAUAUGCGCACAAUAGCAGCUGUAACUCUUGCUUUCCUGCCAGGUACCUUUAUAGCUACACUUUUUAGCACAGGCUUCUUCAGCUUCAGUGGAGAAGGCCAAGUUGUGUCGCACUGGUUCUGGUUAUAUUGGGUAUGUACUAUCGUGCUAACACUCGCUGUCUAUGUUAGUUGGUAUAUAAGCACACGGCGGAAGCGUCGGGAAAGAUCUACGCGAGUUGGGAUAAUGGACUAGUUUUAUGCGAUCUUGCAAGAAGAAUCUUGACUUCCU